Messenger RNA from Delphinapterus leucas (beluga whale), 3440 nucleotides. The record is from RefSeq and is a predicted model, not a curated record. Lineage: Eukaryota; Metazoa; Chordata; Mammalia; Artiodactyla; Monodontidae.
AAAGUGGUCUUAUAAUAUGAACUGUUCUACUACAGGUCAGAGAAGGUAAGUAACCAAGAUUGAGUUUAUAAUGUUUAAAAGUACUGCAUUGUGCUGUAAGUACUGCCUUAUUCAGCCUUUCUUCAAUGUUUGGUAAAACUUAAGGUUUUCAGAGUUCUCUGUUCAUGUCAUUGCUUAAAGAAGAUUAAAGCAUGGAUAUAGGUAGCAUCUUUAUCCUCGGCAUUUGUUUUACUUAUACUGUCUUUACACAUGGUAUUUCUUGAAUAGUAUAUUAUUAUUCCUUUCUAUGUGUAGGGUUCUUGUGUAUUUUAGAAUUCAUAACAUUACUGUUUGAAGGCUAAACUCAGUUAUCAAGUUUAUCACCUGAGUUUAUUCCAACUUCUGUUACUAAAUAAAAACUAAAUCAGUGAAGUGAACUAGUGAGCUUUUUAUUAAAAAGAGAUGGAGAUUAAUAGGGUAUUGUCUAGUAUUUUGAGCCUUCUUGAAAAAGAUAUAGAACUUUAUGAUUGGAAGUCACGGAUCUUUUUGGCUUAAGUAAAACUAUAAAGCUUGCUAGGAUCCUAAGGAAGUAGAAGAUACCGUCUUUGUGAGUGAUAGUUCAAUCAAUCCAGGAGUUAGAAAAUUAAAGUACAAUUACAGUACAUUCCCAAAGCAGUCUGCAAACAUGCAUGUGAUACAAGCAACGGAGCCCUAAAAGUUGGAGAAGUUUGUGGAGGAAGAGGUCCAUUAAAGGACGUAGAUUUUGAGUUGGUAGAGAACGUGAUUUACAAGCUUAGCAAGCUAAAUUAAGGUAUAGGCAUCUGAGGUGGGGGAAAUAAGGAGACUAAUGUAAUUAGGAAUCAUAUUAAAGAAUAGUGAAUUACAGGUACCAGGCUAAGGGGACAAAAUAGAGCUUGAUUUAUGGAGGGCUUUGAGUGACAGAUUGAGAAAUUUGAGGUGAUAGCUAUUGUAAAGCAUUGAAUAGGGAGACUAUUCAGAGCAGGUUGGAUUAAGAAUAGAGAAACUGACCAGGAGGCUAUCACAUUUAUUCAGAUGUAAAGGAUGGGCAUUAAGAAAAAUUAUUGUGGAAGAAAAUUGGCAAGUGGACUUGUUUACUGAAUAUAAGAGAAGAAAGAGUCAAAACAGGAGUAAGAAAAUAGUGUUGAUGAUCGGCAUAAGGAAUUUUGGGAGAGCAAAUUAUUGAGAGAUGUUCAGAAAGAAAAGUGAUUUUAGUUUUAUAAGUGUUGAGUUGAAGGAGAUGGUAGGGCACCUAAGGGAGUUGACCUUUGGGUACGUGGAGAAAUGAGACCAGAAUGCAUAUAAAAAGUAAAGGUGGAGAGAUUUGGAAGCCACCUUAAUAAAGAUCAAAGUUGAAACGUCAAAGUAGCUGCAUUGUUUUAAGGACAUAUUAAGGAGGCAGAGGCCCAAACAAGAACAUAGAAGAUGGAUGUAUUAAGGUAGUAAAAGGGAGAGGAUGAAGGACUAAGAAAACCAGGAGUGCAGUGUACUGAAAACAAGGAAAGAUAUUUUUAAAACUUGAUUUGCAGUUCUCUUUCUGAGAAGUGAGAGCUGGAUAUGACCAGAAGGAUGCCACAGGUAUCUUAGUAUGCAUUGAGGAUUUAAUGGUUGAUAGGUUAAAAAUGUCUGUAUGCUGAGGAAAAGAUCCCUUGUCCAUCAAAAUUGUUGCCUUGCAGUUGAGUUUAAGGGUGGUUUGGGAUAGAGGCAUUCAUUUCAGCUAGCAAUGCUCCAGUUUUUUCUCUUUUAGAGUGUGAGGAAAUCUAACAACAAAUAAUUAUUGGGUGAUAAUUCUAUUAUACUGCUUGACAUAGGGCUUUUUCUUUAUUCCCAAUGACAGAUCACUUUUUCUCUUGAUGUCUCCCUUCAGCUAGUUUUUACUCUUCCUAAUGUUGAGUUGAAAAAAAUUUCUGACCCCUUAUCUUUCUACCAAAAUUGGGAGAUGGAAAUGCCUUAGGAAUAUUGAUUUGAGUGAAUUUAAUGCAUUUUUUUCUGUGUAUUUACAGAUGGGGCAUGAAUGGGUUUGGUUGGAUUCUGAACAAGACUAUCCCAAUGACUCUGAGUUGAGCAACGAUUGCAGGUCACUCUUCAGCUCAUGGGACUCCAGUUUGGAUCUUGAUUUGGGCAGCUGGAGGGAAACUGAGGAGCCAGGGGCUGAGGAACUAGAGGAAAGCAGCCCAGGGAGAGAACCUCGUGAGCUGCUUGUGGGGGACAGUGGCAGUGAGGAAUCUCAGGAAGAGGCGGAGCAAGUCAGCCGCCAGAACCUCCUCCACUUUCUCUCUGAGGUAGUCUAUUUAAUGGAGCCGUUGUGCAUUAGCAGCAAAGAAUCAGGUGAAGGCUGCUGCCCUUCAUCUGGCACCAGACAACAAGAGGCGAGGGGAAUUGAAGCUACUGAAGGAGAGGGGGAGCCCUGCAAAGAGCCUGAAGAGCUUUCAGCCAAGGUAGACCCCUUGGUAACUGAGAAGUCAUUACUGGGAGAAAAUGGAAGGCCAGAGGUGGCUCCACCUCCCUCAGAUAUUUGGGCACUUCAGGAACAACCCACAGCGAGUGAAGAGGGGGAGGUUCAGCAAGAAUCCAAAGAGCAGGACCAGAGUGAAGGGUAUGUGUCAGAGAUGGAAGACCAGCGUUCUUCAGGUGAGUGUGAUGAUAGCUUCAGCAUCCAGGAGACUCCUCUGGUGGAUAUCCUUUUCAGCCAUGCUACCUCCUCAAAGCUGUCUGAUCUAGGCCAUAGUGACCCUGUUCAGGAUCACUUGCUAUUUAAGAAGACUCUCCUGCCAGUCUGGAAGAUGAUAGCCAGUCACAGGUUCAGCAGUCUGUUUCUGAAGCCUGUGUCAGAAAGGCAGGCCCCAGGAUACAAGGAUGUGGUGAAAAGACCCAUGGACUUAACUAGCCUGAAAAGGAACCUGUCUAAGGGACGUAUUCGCACCGUGGCUCAGUUCCAGAGGGACCUGAUGCUGAUGUUCCAGAACGCUGUGAUGUACAAUGACUCUGAUCAUCAGGUGUACCGUAUGGCUGUGGAGAUGCAGCGAGAAGUCUUGGAACAGAUUCAGGUGCUGAGUAUUUGGUUAGAUGAAAGAAGAGUCUUAAAUAGUCUGGAAUGAGAACUAACCAACCCCAUGGAUGAUGGAAAACCUGUUUUGCUAACUUGGAGCUGCUACCCUGAACUUUUCUGGAAUUUGGAUCUUUCAUUGAGACUCUGACCUAGAGAAGAUCCCAGUACUUGUUUACCACUUCUCUGUUUUCUUUUCCAAUAAGAAUAAUGCCUUAACUUACAACCAAAGAAUUAAAGGUGCCCGUGGACAUAAUAUAAAGAAAACACAGAAAGCUGAGAUUUGGGGUUAUGCCAUAUAUGUUGCCCAUGUCUUUGUUUCAUAGGCUUAAUUUAGAGGUAAAUAGAUGAAACUUCUUAUACUGCUCUUUAAAUAAAUGUUAUUUCACAAGUCAAA